Ziziphus jujuba (common jujube) is the source of this 3830-nucleotide messenger RNA. Its product is annotated as protein FAR1-RELATED SEQUENCE 5. NCBI's taxonomy places the organism in Eukaryota, Viridiplantae, Streptophyta, Magnoliopsida, Rosales, Rhamnaceae. Gene Ontology annotation, biological process: regulation of DNA-templated transcription. The transcript is spliced from 6 exons. Gene Ontology annotation, molecular function: zinc ion binding. Bases 197 to 2494 code for a protein of 765 amino acids. The record is from RefSeq and is a predicted model, not a curated record.
CUUUCUUUCCAUUUCAAGUUGCCAAAAAAUAAAAAAAAUAAAAAAAUUCCUUUUUUCAUAUAAUUUCCCGUAAAAGAUAUAAAUCAGGAAAGGGAAAAAGACGAAGCGUCGGACGUCGCUGAUUCGACUCUGCGUCCGCCAUUGAUGAACUUUAUGUUUGGAGAAUUGAGAAAAGCAAAGAAACAAGGCAUCACCCAUGGCUUCCAACAUCAAUUCUAAGCCAGGGGUGCACACUCUUAGUGAUGUUGAAGAAACUGGAGAUAUGGAGCUUGGGACUCAAGUUGGCGAAGAUGAUAACUUGAUGGGGAAAGUGGUCAACAGUGAGGACGAGGCUUAUGCGUUAUACAAUGCUUAUGCAUUGAGAGUUGGCUUCAGUAUUCGGAAAGGGAAGGUCAGAUAUUUUACUGGUUCAAAGAAGAUACGCUCUCGUGAAUAUUUUUGUUCUAAAGAAGGUUUCAAAUUAGACGAAGAUCUUGAGGAGAAAAAAGUGAGAAGAUUAGAUACUAGAACUGGUUGCAAAGCGUUUGUCCGUUUUUCAAAUGAAGAUGGUCUUUGGAAGGUGGUUGCAUUUAACCCACAACAUAAUCAUGAGCUUGCAAUGCCAUCAGAAAAGCAUUUGUUAAAAUCUGCUCGACGUAUGCCAAUAUCUAAGGCGCAUGUUCCAGGAGUAGAAGGCUUUGGAGACAUAGGAUUUGUAAAUCGAGAUUGUUAUACCUAUAUGAAUAGACAAAAGACAUUAAUGAGUGCUGGGGAUUCCCAGAACUUAUUAAACCUUUUCAAAUCUAAACAGGCUGAAGAUUCUCUGUUUUUCUAUACUGUUCAAGUAGAUCAGGAAAACCGCAUAACUAAUUUCUUUUGGAGAGAUGGAAGAUCGAGACUCGAUUAUGAUUGUUUUGGUGAUGUUUUAGCAUUUGACACUACUUGUCGGACAAACAAAUAUAACCUAAUAUGUGCACCCUUUGUUGGUGUUAAUCAUCACUGGCAAAAUGUGAUGUUUGGUUGUGCAUUCAUGUUAGAUGAGACUACAACUUCAUUUGAAUGGUUGUUUAAGUCAUUUUUAGAAUCAAUGGGGAAUAGACCACCAAAGACUAUUUUGACGGAUCAUAAUCAAGCAAUUUCAAAUGCUAUUGAGAUUGUUUUUCCUAAUACCAGACAUUGUUUAUGUCGAUGGCACAUAUUGAAGAGUGUUGCAUCACAAGUGGGGGAUUUAAGUGAAAAUUCAGAGUUCAAAUACCUGUUUAACAAGUGCCUUACGGGUUGUGAAGAAGCUGCAGACUUUCAACAAUCUUGGGAUAAUUUGAUUCAGAAAUACAAUAUUGGGAAUCACAAAUGGUUUAAUACACUAUAUGAAGUUCGAGCCAAGUGGAGCACUGCAUUUACUAAGGAUGUCUUUACAGGUGGAAUAAGUUCUUCCCAAAGAAGUGAAAGUACUGGCAAUGUCCUUGUUGGUUUAGCCAAUGACAUAACAAGUCUUUCUAAAUUUGUGAUUGCUUAUGAAAAAUUAGUGGCUAGUAUGCGAUCCUCUGAGUUUAAUGAAGAUUUUCGCUGUAAACAAGGUGCACAAUCAAAAGUGUUGAAGAAAAGUGGCAUCUUGGGCCAGGCAUCUAAUGUUUACACUAACAAAAUUUAUAAACUGUUUGAGGAGGAGUUACUUGGUAGUAUUGGAACAACAUGGACUGAACUUGUCUCUCGCGAUACUCUUCAUACUUUUGAGGUUCGUGAGGAAGGGAGUCAAAGAGUGUGUACUGUGAAAUUCAAUUCACACAGUGCUGAAAUUUUUUGUUCUUGCAAAAAAUUUGAGUCAUUGGGUAUUUUGUGUUGUCAUGCUUUACGAGUUUUUGGUAUAAAGAAUUUGACUAGGAUUCCUAAUCAAUAUGUUUUGAAACGCUGGACAAAAGAGGCAAAAGGAGGGAUGAUGGGUUAUGAACAAAGUGCACCUCACUCCAUGAAUAGGAAGGAUGAGCUAGUUUGGCGUAAUAGUAUGAUACGCUUUGUUUGCAAUUCUAUAUAUAAGGCUCAAGGUAUGGAUACAGCUAGGAAACUUUGUAUAAAGAAGUUACUUGAGUUUGACAGAGAGAUCGAUGAAGAAGUUGCCAGGUUAAAGUUGGGUGAAGAAAGAAAUUUAGGGACUGAUAUAGCUAAUGAAGGGAAUGAUGCUUGUACACCAGUGUUAUGUCCCUCACAUAUGGAAGAUUUAUCAAGCACUAGACACAAGGGCCAUUGUGAGAAGCGCAAAACAAAUCCAUCAAAGGAAGCAAUAUCUGCAGGAAAAAGCAAACAAUCAAGUCACCCAAUUCUUCUUCCUUCCAUUGACAUCAAUAGUAGGUCACAGAGUAAUAGUUUAUGUGAUCAACAUCAUAUGUACCCCAAUGCACCAUUGUCUACGCAUACUCAGGGUAUGGGUUAUCCAAACAUUCCAUUUACAACCAUGUCGCAAGAUGCCAAUAUAAUGACUUGUAUGAGUCAGGUUGACAUCUCUGUAACAAGGUCUUGAUCUUGCCAUUUUGCUUCUCAAUUUUUGUGUUUCAUGUUAUUAGGAAUCAUCUACAAAUGUACUGUCAGUGUCAUACGAUUUUUCUCAAUCAGGUUCAGUAUCAAGGACAGAAGUGAGCAAUUCCUUCCAAUGCUUUGUUCUUUUCUCUUCUUUGUUACAUGCAUAUUAACUUGGUGUCUUAAUUAUGACAACCCAGAUAAUGGAACCCACCGUAAAUACAAAUUGUGAGAUUUUCCCUAGCAUGGGGCAAUUUAUGCUUGAAAGUGAGAACACAGGGGGAGAUGAAGAAAGUGGAAUAGUUCCUAAAUAGUGGCAUUACUUUUAAUGUAAAUGUUUUUAUACCUGAUCAUUGGAUAAAUAGUAAGAUGUGAUUUUGAUAAAAAUUAUUGAGAUGAUAGUGUUAUGGGCUUUUUUUUUUUUUGUUUUUCUUUUUUGGUCUUAGGAGGAGGGGGGGAAGGAAUAAUGGGUUUUUAUUUUGAGGAAAGUGCUCUUGGCACUUCCAAAAGCAUUGCCAGAGCACUGGUGCUACUUAACUUUUCAGGGUUUGGCUGCAUCCUUUAGUGGGAAGCACUUGGUUGGUUUAGUGAAACUUUUGAAAUGGUGAAAUGUUCAAUAUCUCGCACCUCAUCUCUCUUUCUAAACCAAAGCCUGCUCUCUCUACCAGCAUAAAGCCUACUCCUUACCCUAGUCUUCCUCCUCUUCACAAUUCUCUACUUUAUGCAACUACACGAUAUUUUUCCUUUGACCUGUACAUCUGUCUCGCUUUAUCUCUCUUGCUUUGUGCCUUGAAAAUCUUCAGCAUCCUAAUAUCAAGUAGAGCGGGGCUGUGCAAUUUUUGGUGCAAUGACAAUCUCAUGUGACACAUUGGGUAGGCAAUUCCAAACCAUCCUUACAAGACUGAACUUAUCAUGGGCCCUGCAAAAACUUACCUAGAUAUCUUGCAACAAGGGGCCAAGUCCAAUAACCUAUAUCCUGCAGUGCCUAUCAUUGGAGUGCUCUCAUAUCUCAAAGUAACCGGAUUGUGGUGUGCAAUGUUACAGGUAUGUGAUGAUUCAGUUAGAAGUGGAAAAACAGCGGUAGUACUGAAUCAUACGCGGAGAACUGGCAAAGUGGCAAGGAAUGAAUGGUUGAAUACCAACAAACUGCUAUUUGCAUCCCCUGAUGGAGACUUUUGUGUAUCAUAAAAACCUCUCAUCUGAUUUCUUUAAAAUAAAAAUAAAAAAAAAACAAAGAAACAUGUUAGUGGAACAACCUUUCAAAGAUAUUGGGCUUUGUUAUAAGGUCAACGUAUGUAAACAUCUUAUUAUGCGUUUAUAUUUAGACUUUUUUGUAUUGA